Molecule: messenger RNA, 2653 nt
Organism: Chironomus riparius
Lineage: Eukaryota; Metazoa; Arthropoda; Insecta; Diptera; Chironomidae
Source: the annotation of a GenBank genome assembly
CAGAAAGAAAAAAAAAAUCGCCAGUUCUAAAGAUUCGGAGAAAACCCAUUCGUAGUAUUAUUAAGAUUUUUCUGCAUUAUUUCAUUAUUAUCUAUUGGCUAAAUAUGUGAAAAAAACUUUUAAAUUAUAAAAACAUGCAUGGAUAGACAUAACGAAUAAAAAAUUAAUUUUGAAUAAACAACACUUAAAAUGGAUCAAAAUGGCACAUUAACUGAUAGUGCUCUCUUAAUUGAGAUGCAAAUGGAACUGGAAAAUGUACAAAGUGUCAUAAAAUUCACAAAAAGCUCUAUUGAUGCUUUAAAUGAUAGAUUUAGUAAAUUUAAGCCAUCACCAAAAAUCUAUGUUGAGGAAUAUCAGGACCUUACACGAAAAUUACAUGAAUUUAAGACAAUGGAACAAAAUUUAGUCGAGAAAAUACAAUCAUUAGAAGCAGAACUGGAAAGUAAAGCACAUCCAAAGCAACCAAAAUUAUUUCUUAGAGCACAUUUGCCAAAUCAACAGCGUACAACAAUCAAUAUUGUCGCUGGUCAGAGACUUCGUGAUGCAUUAGCAAAAGCACUAAGCCGUCGAAAUAUGAAUUUUGAAAUGUGUGAAGUCUAUCAGCCGAAUUCGGACAUACCCAUUCCAUGGGACACAGACAUUAGUACAAUCAAUUGUGAUGAGAUUAGUGUUAAAAUAUUGGACAUUGUGGGAUUUCCAACUUAUAUCUCGCAUCAAUUCAUUCGCAAGACAUUCUUCUCGCUUGCAUUUUGUGAAUGCUGUCGAAGACUUUUAUUCACUGGAUUUUAUUGCAAUCAGUGUAAUUAUAGAUUUCAUCAACGCUGUGCUGACAAAGUUCCGCCUUUAUGCAGUAAAUUACAAAUGGACACUUACUAUCAAUUAUUGCUCUCCGAGACCGCUGGAUCUAGUGGAUUCCAUAGACAUCCAAAAACAUUAAACUUUGAGAACCGAUCAAAUUCAGCACCAAAUGUUUGUGUCAAUAGUGUCCUAAAAGGAGUCGAUCAAAAGAUUUUAGCGAAUGCAAAGUGUCCAAUGCCUUUGCAGCCAUACUCUGAACAUUCACAUUCCACUCAAGCAUCGCCAACAAAUACAUUGAAGCAUGCCAAAAGAAGACAACGUGCUCGAUCAGCUGAUGAGAGCAAUAAAAUCUUGUCACCACGCGAACAGAUGCAGUCAGCCGGUGAGGACUGGAAUAUUGAUGCAAGUGAGAUUCUCUUGGGUCCUCGUAUUGGAACUGGAUCAUUUGGAACUGUUUAUAAAGCUCACUGGCACGGACCGAUAGCAGUGAAAACUUUAAAUGUGAAAACUCCAACGCCAGCUCAAUUGCAAGCGUUCAAGAAUGAGGUAGCAAUGCUAAAGAAGACUCGUCACUGCAAUAUUCUGUUAUUUAUGGGAUGCGUGAGUAAACCGUCUCUAGCGAUUGUUACUCAGUGGUGUGAAGGAAGCAGUCUUUAUAAACAUAUUCAUGUACUUGAAACAAAGUUUAAACUGAAUACACUUAUCGACAUAGCACGUCAGGUAGCACAGGGAAUGGAUUAUUUACAUGCCAAAAAUAUUAUUCAUCGUGAUUUAAAAUCAAAUAAUAUUUUCUUACAUGAUGAUCUCACAGUUAAAAUUGGUGAUUUCGGUCUGGCAACAGCCAAGGUUCAAUGGUCUGGAGCAACAGGACAGAAUCAACCAACAGGAUCCAUCUUAUGGAUGGCACCGGAAAUAAUUCGCAUGGAAGAACCGAAUCCAUAUUCCUUUCAAUCAGAUGUCUAUUCAUUUGGCGUUGUACUUUAUGAACUUUUAACUGAACAAUUACCAUAUGCACACAUUAAUAAUAAAGAUCAGAUUUUGUAUUUAGUUGGUCGUGGACUUUUGAGACCAGAUUUGUCAAAAGGACGCUCAGAUUGUCCACAAGCACUAAAACGUUGCGCGGAAGACUGUAUCAAGUUUGAUAGAUGUGAAAGACCAUUGUUUCGAUUAUUACUCAACAUGUUGGAGAAUAUUUUGAGGACAUUACCAAAAAUUCAUCGAAGUGCAAGUGAACCGAAUUUGACACAAUCGCAAUUACAGAAUGAUGACUUUCUAUUUAUGUGCUCUAGUCCUAAAACCCCCGUUGGAACGGGAUUUACAAUAUUUAGAUAAGCUGAUUAAUUUUUCCUACUAUUCAUUAAUUUUCAUAAAAAGAAAAAUAAGUAAAAAAAUGAUAAAUUAAAUUUAAAAAAAAUCUUGCAUACAUACAUCAUCCUACAUACAGCUUUCAUCAACAUUAAUUAUUUAUUAAUUGACAUUUUCAUAUUCUUUCACAUCAUAUCUAAAAUUAUUAAAAUUGAUUCGAAACAAUGCAGGAAAAAUUAAUCUAAAAUUUUAUCAGGACUUAAAAUCAUGGAAAAGCAUAGCUUCAUUACUUCUAGUUUUCUUAUUCAAUGUACAACACAUACACAAAACACUUUAGCUGAUAUAUUAAACUCCUGUAAUUGAACAAAAGUAUUUGAUUUUCAAUUCUAAGUUUUCACUUUUCUCCUCAUUUCUGUAAAUACGGGAAAAUUCACUCACACACACACAUAGACAAACACAAACACUCAUCAAUGAAAAUGAAUACAUAAUUUAUGCCUCAUAAUUUACUUAAUAUAAAAGGCAAAUCAAAUGUAAAUAAAAACAAUUAUCG